AUGCACCUGCCCGGCGGCGCCCCCGCCAUGGCCGAGGGCAGCUUCUCGCUCGCCGGCCACCUGCUCCGCGGCCCGGGCGGGAGCGCCUCGCGGCUGCACAGCAUCGAAGCCAUCCUGGGCUUCCCCAAGGACGACGGCAUCCUCGGCGCCUUCCCGGAGGAGCGGGGCGGCCGGGCCGCCAAGGAGCGCGACAGGAGGCCGGGCGUUCGGGCCGCCUGCCCCAGGGCGCCGGGGGAAGGCGCCGAGCCGGGGCCGCCGCCUCCCCCCACCCCCACCCCAGCCUCUCGCCCCUACUGCUCCAAGGACGCCGGGGAGGCGCGGCCGAGCCCCGGGCUGCCCGUCGGGCCUGCGGACGGCGGCGACGCGAAGCUGGCGGACGAGCAGCCCAAGAAGAAGCACCGGCGCAACCGCACCACCUUCACCACGUACCAGCUGCACGAGCUGGAGCGCGCCUUCGAGAAGUCGCACUACCCCGACGUGUACAGCCGCGAGGAGCUGGCCGGGAAGGUCAACCUCCCCGAGGUCCGGGUCCAGGUGUGGUUCCAGAACCGUCGGGCCAAGUGGCGGCGCCAGGAGAAGCUGGAGGUGUCGUCCAUGAAGCCGCAGGACUCGCCCCUCCUCUCCUUCAGUCGCUCCCCGCCCGCCGCGGCGCUGGCGCCCCUCGGGCCGGGCCCGGGGGGCGGCGGGGGGCCCCCGGGGGGCGCGCUGCCGCUGGAGUCGUGGCUCGGGCCGCCGCUGGCCGGCGGGGGCGCCACGGCCCUGCAGAGCCUGCCGGGCUUCGGGCCGCCGGCGCAGAGCCUGCCCGCCAGCUACACGCCGCCGCCGCCGCCCUUCCUGCACUCGCCGCCGCUGGGCCCCGGCCUGCAGCCGCUCGCGCCGCCGCCCGCCUACCCGUGCGGCCCGGGCUUCGGCGACAAGUGCCCGCUGGAGGAGGCCGACCCGCGCGACAGCAGCAUCGCGGCGCUGCGCCUGAAGGCCAAGGAGCACAUCCAGGCCAUCGGGAAGCCCUGGCCGACUCUCUAA
Sorex araneus (European shrew) is the source of this 1023-nucleotide messenger RNA. RefSeq names its product retina and anterior neural fold homeobox (gene RAX). The record is from RefSeq and is a predicted model, not a curated record. Gene Ontology annotation, molecular function: DNA-binding transcription factor activity, RNA polymerase II-specific; RNA polymerase II cis-regulatory region sequence-specific DNA binding. The coding region runs from base 1 to 1023 and encodes 340 amino acids. Gene Ontology annotation, biological process: positive regulation of transcription by RNA polymerase II. The transcript is spliced from 3 exons. Lineage: Eukaryota; Metazoa; Chordata; Mammalia; Eulipotyphla; Soricidae.